ACACAGUGAUGGCACUCACAUCUGAACCAUCACACUGUCAUCAUUCUUCAUCUCCUUAGCUUAAUAGAAUAUUUUAGAUUUGGGAACUCUAUGCUCACAAUACCAACUGCAUAUAUCUGUGUAUCUUUUGCUCCAAUCUUUCCUCGUAAGGCUAUAAGUUCUUAGCAACAGUCUCCACAUAUCCCCAAGCUUUUGUGCCUUUCUGAACGUGACCAUGGAUCCUGUGUCAGACCAUCACCAUGAAGCAUGGUCUUGGGAGCCACCCGUGAAUCUCCACCAGCACUACCGCCACCAUCCCUACCGAGGAGAGCAGAUCGAACCCCGUCGUCAGCGGGAGCACAUGUUCGAGAAGUCUCUUACCCCAAGCGACGUGGGAAAGCUCAACAGGCUGGUGAUCCCGAAGCAGCAGGCCGAGAAGUACUUCCCACUCGCCGGCGACUCGGGCGAGAAGGACCUGCUGCUGAACUUCGAGGACGAGGCCGGCAAGCCGUGGAUGUUCCGCUACUCCUACUGGAGCAGCAGCCAGAGCUACGUGCUCACCAAAGGCUGGAGCCGCUUCGUCAAGGAGAAGAAGCUCGACGCUGGCGACGUCGUUCUCUUCGAGCGCCUCCGAGCGGGCGGCGACCGCCUCUACAUCGGGUGCAGGCGCCAAGGUCGGGAGGAGAGCCCUCCGGCGCCCGGCGCGCCGCCUGCGCGCCCCAGUCGCAACCACUCAUGUCUCGGCGAUCGCGAGGAAGAAGCAGCGAAGAACACGGCGGAAGCACCGGCUAACUCGAAGCGGCUGAGAUUGUUCGGCGUGAACUUGAACUGAGGUCCAGACUCCGCACACUGCUCCAUCGCCGCCAUGCCAUUGCCUCCAGCUCUCAGCAACGUCAGCGGUCGAUCAAGCUUGUACAUUAUGGUGAACAAGAAAGCUAGAGCUCAUAUUUCGAGCAGAUGGAAUUAAUUGCACGCUGCUGCUGUCUCAUCUGUUCAAGAUGUUGUUUUUGCUCUUUUUUUCUUCAAGCAUCCGCUCUUUCUUAAAUCCAAGAAAAAAAAAGGGAGCCGAGCGAGAGAGAGAGAGAGAGAGAGAGAGA
This is a messenger RNA of Musa acuminata subsp. malaccensis (wild Malaysian banana), 1076 nucleotides long. Its product is annotated as B3 domain-containing protein Os11g0156000-like. The record is from RefSeq and is a predicted model, not a curated record. NCBI's taxonomy places the organism in Eukaryota, Viridiplantae, Streptophyta, Magnoliopsida, Zingiberales, Musaceae. Gene Ontology annotation, molecular function: DNA binding; DNA-binding transcription factor activity.